This is a messenger RNA of Hydra vulgaris (swiftwater hydra), 2988 nucleotides long. Its product is annotated as exosome complex exonuclease RRP44. The record is from RefSeq and is a predicted model, not a curated record. Lineage: Eukaryota; Metazoa; Cnidaria; Hydrozoa; Anthoathecata; Hydridae. Gene Ontology annotation, molecular function: 3'-5'-RNA exonuclease activity; RNA binding; endonuclease activity. Gene Ontology annotation, biological process: rRNA catabolic process. Gene Ontology annotation, cellular component: cytoplasmic exosome (RNase complex); nuclear exosome (RNase complex).
UUAUAAAAUAUUAAAAUUUUAUUUUAAUUAAACAGAUGCAAAAAUCAAAGAUUUUUGUGAAGAAAACACGUAAAGGUGGCAUCAUUAAAAUAGUCCGUGAGCAUUACUUACGUGAUGAUAUAUGGUGUGGCAGUGAGGGAUGCACCCAAUGUGAGAAUGAAACUCCUGUUUUAAGUUCAAAUCCAGAAAUGCCUUCUACUUUAUGUGAUUAUCCACAUUACUUAAUACUUGACACAAAUGUUGUUCUUCAUCAGAUGGAUGUUAUUCAAGAUGAUGUUUUUAAAAACAUUAUAUUACUCCAAACUGUUUUACAAGAGGUUAAACACCAAAGUUACACUGCAUACAAAAGAAUACGUGAAGUUAUAGCAAUGAAACAAAAGUGUGCAUAUGUCUUUUCAAAUGAGCAUCAUAUAAAAACAUUCAUAUCUCGACAGAAAGGUGAAACAGCUAAUGAUUACAAUGAUAGAUGCAUCAGAGUAGCCACUAGUUAUUUAGGCAAGCACAUUGGAAGUAAUGUAAAUAAAGGAAAUGAAAUAAAAGUUGUGCUUUUGACAAAUGAUAAACUUAAUCAACAAAAAGCACAACAGGAAGGAAUCAAUGCAUUUACAGUUGAUGAAUAUGUGAAAAACUUAAAUGGGCAUUCCUAUUUGAUUGACAAGUUAGCUAAAACUGUAUAUUUAGAAAAGAAUGAAGGAAAUGCUAUAUUUCCAGAACAUCUGCCACUUUCUGAUAUUCAAAACGGUGUUAAAAGUGGGAAAUAUUUACAGGGAACUUUUUUUGCAAGCAGAGAAAAUUAUAUGGAAGCUACUGUUCGUGUUCCUGGCAGAGAAAAUGAGAUUUUCUUGCAAGGCUUAAAAAAUUUAAAUCGUGCAAUUCAAGAUGAUAUUGUUGCAGUGGAAAUGUUGCCUGAAAAUGAAUGGGUAUCUCCAUCGUCUCUUAUUCUUGAAGAAAAAGAUGAAGAGCUAGAUGAGGAAGUACAAGAUAAAAAGAUUGAAGACGAACUGAAAAAACAAGUCAAAAAACACAUCAAAGAAACAGGAAAGGUUGUGGGGAUUAUAAAAAGAAAUUGGAGACCUUACUGUGGUAUGUUAUCACCGAAUGGAAAUAUAAAAGGUUUAAAACAUAUGUUUAUAGCUGCAAAUAGACAAAUUCCUCGCAUUAUGGUUGAAUCAAGACAAGGGGAGCUUCUUCAACAAAAGAAAAUAAUUGUUAGCAUAGAUUGCUGGCCUAGAAAUUCAAGAUAUCCAUUGGGACAUUAUGUUAGAGAUUUAGGUGAGAGUGGAAAUAAAGCAACAGAAAAAGAAGUCUUGCUUCUAGAACAUGAUGUACCUCAUCAACCUUUUUCACAACAUGUUUUGGAUGAUCUUCCUAAGUUGCCAUGGUGUAUAACAGAACAGGAUUAUUUAGCACGUCAUGAUUUGCGUGAAUUAAACAUAUGUAGCAUUGACCCUCCUGGAUGUACAGAUAUUGAUGAUGCAUUGCACUGGAGACCUUUAGAAAAUGGGAAUUUUGAAUGUGGCGUACACAUAGCUGAUGUUUCUCAUUUUGUAAAGCCUGGAACUCAUCUUGAUGAAGAAGCUAAACAACGAGGAACUACUGUGUAUCUUGUUGAUCAACGAAUUGACAUGAUACCUGAAUUGCUAAGUUCAGAUCUAUGCUCACUCCAUGAAAAAGAAGAAAGGUUUGCCUUCUCUUGUAUAUGGGAGAUGACUCCUGAUGCAGAGAUAGUGAAUGUCAACUUUGUAAAAAGUGUAAUAUGUUCAAAGGCUGCAUUAACAUAUGCAGAGGCACAGAUGAUAAUUGAUGAUAAUACUCGAGUAGAUCCAAUUGCAAUCUCAGUACGAAAUCUAAACGAGUUAGCUAAAAAACUAAAGGCCAAAAGAAUUGAAUUUGGAGCAUUAACAUUAGCAUCUCCUGAAGUGCGUUUUCAUAUUGACAGUGAAACCCAUGAUCCAAUUGACAUGCAAAAAAAAGAAUUGAGGGACACGAAUUCUCUAGUCGAAGAAUUUAUGUUGUUAGCUAAUAUUUCUGUUGCAAAAAAGUUAUAUGAGCAUUUUCCUCAGCAUUCGGUUCUCAGAAAACAUCCAACGCCUUCUGCUGCAAUGUUUGAAACUUUAAUCAAGUCAGCCGCUAGCUUGAAUGUGCCAAUAGAUAUAUCAAGUGGAAAAAGUCUUCAAAAUUCUUUGGAUGCUGCUGUCUUUGAAGACGAUCCAUACAAAAAUAUAAUGCUUCGAAUUCUCUCUACUAGAUCUAUGACUCAAGCUCUUUACUUUUGUUCAGGAACUGAAAAAUUUUCUGAUUACCAGCAUUAUGGACUUGCAACUCCAAUAUAUACACAUUUUACAUCUCCCAUUCGUAGGUAUCCUGAUAUAAUGGUUCAUCGUUUGCUUGGUGUAGCAUGCGGAGCUUAUCAAUCAAGUUCGGAUUUACUGAAUAAAACUAGUGUACAGUCUAUAACUUCGCAUAUGAAUCAUCGACAUAAAAUGGCGCAAUAUGCUGCUAGGGCAUCAAUCAAUCUACAUACUCAAAUAUAUUUCAAAAACAGAAUCUGUGACGAAAUUGGAUAUGUUUUGUUUGUCAGAAAAAAUGCGCUUCAAGUUCUUAUUCCUAAGUACGGACUAGAAGGAACCGUCUAUUUAUCUUCUAAUAAAGACACCGAAAGUCCAUUUAGGUUUGAUGAAGAAAGCCUUUCUCAAACUUUUGGAAACGUAACUAUUAAAGUUUUUGAUAAAGUCAUUGUCCAAGUGAGCAUAGAAAAGAAAACUAUUCAAACCUCCGAGAUGAAAUUAAAACUAGUUCGUCCCGAGAUUCCUGGAUUAUCGGUACCUGCAGUUGGCGUAAAAAAAGUUUCAAACGAUGAACCUGUCAUUAAAAAACCUCGAGUAUCUGAUGAUUAGCAUAUUUCAUUCUAAGCACCUUUCAAUUUUCUAUAUAAAUCUUUUAAAAAAAAAUGAUGAAAUAAAAAAAUACUGAUAUUGAUUAAAUUAA